Messenger RNA from Letharia columbiana, 4308 nucleotides. RefSeq lists its product as uncharacterized. NCBI's taxonomy places the organism in Eukaryota, Fungi, Ascomycota, Lecanoromycetes, Lecanorales, Parmeliaceae. The record is from RefSeq and is a predicted model, not a curated record. Gene Ontology annotation, molecular function: protein binding; protein-macromolecule adaptor activity. The coding region runs from base 1 to 4308 and encodes 1435 amino acids. Gene Ontology annotation, cellular component: TORC1 complex; cytoplasm. The transcript has 6 exons. Gene Ontology annotation, biological process: positive regulation of cell growth; regulation of autophagy; TOR signaling.
AUGUUUCACCAAAGCAACGCUCCCACCCACACCACCUUACUGUCGGGAACUCAACUUAGCCAGUCUGCUAGCGGGCCUCCACGAGGAUUAACGAAUGGGCAAUCUACUGGCCGGCCCCUUGUUAACCUCGAGAAUGGUCGGGCAAGUCUUCAGGACAACAAUGGACCAGGAAAUAUGCUGGUGAACGGUCAUGCAGCAGGGGUUAUAGCCUCGUCCGAGGCCAAUAAUGAAUCAUUUGAACCCCAGAACAACUCUCGAGCUCGGACAGAGAACCACCAAACCUUCGCUCACCGACCAAAGGUAUCGAUGACAAGGUCAAAGACCAACUAUGAGUCAGAAAAUACUUCCCCAACGAGGGAAACAAGCGUGGAAGAGCAUGGCGAACUCCGACACGGUUGGGAAGAUGAAUACAACUCCAGCGAAUUCCUUGGGCAUCUCAAUUCGACUUUCUACAUGUACUUCACCGAUAAACGACAUGAGAGUGGUGGAAAGCCGAAAGACAACGAGAGGAUCAAACCCCUAGAGGACUGGCGUCAUAGAGAGCGUUCAAAAACAGUGUCCGCUGCUCUGAUUUUAUGUCUCAACAUUGGGGUGGACCCUCCAGAUGUUUACAAAACGCAACCCACAGCUGUCGAGGAGUGCUGGACAAAUCCUAUAUCACAGACGCAGCCUGCAAGCAAGAUGAUGGAGAUCAUUGGGAAGAAGCUUCAAGAUCAGUACGAAGGUAUGAGUAUGAAAACCAGAUACAAGCAGUACCUGGAUCCAUCCGUUGAAGAGACCAAAAAGUUUUGCACUUCGCUACGACGUAACGCAAAAGAGGAACGGGUUCUGUUCCACUACAACGGCCAUGGAGUCCCUUUGCCCACACCAUCUGGCGAGUUCUGGGUUUUCAACAAGGACUACACCCAAUAUAUCCCAGUAUCAAUGUAUGACUUGCAAGCGUGGCUCGGGGGGCCCGUCAUCUACAUUUAUGACUGUUCGCAUGCCGGUAAUAUCAUUGCGAACUUCGACCGCUUCGUCGAAAAGCAUGAAGCAGAAAAUGCGGAAGCCAGAGCACGAGAUCCAAACGCACAACUGCAGAAUUACUCGAACAACAUCCAGCUGGCAGCCUGUCAGAAAACAGAGACGCUGCCGACAAACCCCGAUCUUCCUAAUGAUCUCUUCACUGCUUGUCUCACUAACCCUAUCAUCAUGUCCAUGACUUAUCAUGUUCUGGAGAAUCCACUGCCUAUUGGACUCAAUGUCAAAGACGUGCGGAGGGUUCCCGGACGCGCGGCGGAGCGAAGGAGUCCAAUAGGGGAGCUCAACUGGAUAUUAACUGCCAUUACUGACACAAUUGCAUGGAAUGUGCUCCCAAGGCCUCUCUUCAGGCAACUUUUCCGUCAGGAUCUCAUGGUGGCAGCACUCUUCCGAAAUUUCCUUGUUGCUCAACGGAUAAUGAGGUCUUACGGAUGUCAUCCGAUGUCCAUGCCUGAGAUACCUUCGACGCACGACCAUCCUUUGUGGGAAGCAUGGGACUUGGCGAUCGAGAUGGUCUUAUCCCAACUCGACCCAAUGUUGAAAGCUGAGACAGGUGGUGAACCAUAUGAGUAUCAACACUCUUCUUUCUUCACCGAGCAACUAACGGCCUUCGACGUUUACCUUCAGCAAGGGGCUCCCAAACAGCAAGCUCCAACCCAACUACCUAUUGUGCUCCAAGUGCUACUUAGCCAGGUCCAUCGGCUUAGAGCCUUGAUUCUUCUAAGUAAGUUUCUGGACCUCGGCCCUUGGGCCGUCAACCUCGCACUUACGAUUGGAAUCUUCCCUUACGUGGUCAAACUCCUUCAAUCUCCAGCACACGAGCUUAAAGCCAUCAUGAUCUUCAUCUGGGCGCGCAUAGUUGCCGUAGAUGCAAAAGCUGUUCAGGCAGACCUACUCAAAGACAGUGGGUACCAGUACUUCACCAAAAUCCUCCUCCCGGAGACAGGAAUCCCAGUGGCCAACGCGACUGAACAUAAGGCUAUGUCUGCCUUCGUCAUCGCGAUGUUCUGCCGGGCAUUUCCUCAAGGUCAACAAGUGUGCCUGUCCCCAGAUCUGAUUGAUGCCUGCAUUGGUUAUCUCCAAGACCCGGAGAACCCUUUGCUUCGUCAAUGGUCUUGUCUAUGUAUUAGUAUGCUUUGGAAGGAUUUCCCCGAGGCAAAAUGGGUUGGCAUCCGAUGCUUCGCACACCAUCGUCUUUGUGCGCUCGUGAUCGAUCCGGUACCAGAAGUGAGGGCAGCAGCUGUGCACGCGCUGACGAACUUUCUUGGAAUUCCUGAUCUCACUGAGCAGGUAGCGCAAAAUGAAGAGACCAUAGCUUCGGCUUUGAUGUCCAUGACUACAGAUGGUAACGCUAUGGUACGGAAAGAACUGCUUGUGUUCUUUUCUACAUUUGUCAAGAGAUACCAGAAUAAGUUCCUCGUUGCAGCCUAUGAGAAUCUGGUGGAGGAGAGAGAUAAACUCAUGUACUCUGGAUACGACAACGGAACCAAAGCCAACGGCACAGGUCAGGAUGAUCUGGAGAAUGCUCAAAGUUCGAUGAUCUCACGUAACAGUGUUCAAAACUCGAUGUGGCUACAUGUACUCGUACUGUCCGUUGAUGGCCACCCAGAAGUCGCCCAGGCGGCGAGCAUCAUCGUUGAUCAUGUCCACGAGACGCUGGUAAAUUCACCUCUCGCACCUCACGCUCUGCGUGUUAUCGACAACAUCCUUGGACUCAUGCAACGAUCAGCUGGUCACUCUCGGCAGUCCUCAGCAGCACCGACUAGUCAAGCAUCGCAUCCAACGGCCCCGGCAGGGCCCCAGAACCCGCACAAGAGUGAAGGCUACCUAUCUACAGGACUCAGGCGCAAUGCGAGUGUGGCGGCUGCCUUGAAGUACCUCGGUCUCGCUGGCUCAGGCUCGACGGACAACCUGCCAUCUUCUUCGGAGACUGCUCAUCAGACUGCCCAACAGAAACGAAUGGUAGGUCCUGUGCGUCCAGGUAUACCUGCAGAGUGGAGCACUCCGCCCAAUCAAAACGAUGCCACAUCGACAUCGGCGAAGUAUCAGCGAGCGAAGGUCCCAUUACCAAAAGGCUUUAAGAAACAUGAUCCUAACGAGCCGGCGACGUUACCACUGGAAAGUGUCUUCUUCGAGUGGUCCAUCGAGUACUUCCGUGAACCGCAAAUGAAGCCCAACGAGCCUGAUGAGCCAGGCAGCGAUGAUUACAAUUCUCGAUUAUGGAGGAGAGUCCGCAACGAGAAGACACUUGCAAUGACCCAACCGCUAAAAGGAGUCGCGAGUAGCAGCCCUUGGGAUACGCCCAAUGGUUUUUUCAACAAUGGAAGUCAGCCUACGAAGAUGUGUUUCCAUCAAUUUGAGGACCAUCUUGCCAUCGCCGACGACCGUGAUAGCAUAUGUAUCUGGAAUUGGCAGCAGAGUAGCCGAUUGAAUCGAUUUUCGAAUGGCAAUCCAAAGGGAUCACGCAUUAAUGAAGCUCGCUUCAUCAAUGAAGAUGAUCAAGCUCUAAUGAUGACUGGCUCUUCAGACGGCGUCAUCAAAGUCUUCCGAAACUACGAAUCAGAGGACGUCGAAUUGGUCUCUGCCUUCCGUGCACUCACGGACCUUCUUCCAAGUAACAAGAAUGCCGGACUUGUUCUGGACUGGCAACAAGGCCAAGGCAAGCUAUUAGUGGCAGGAGACGUUAAAGUCAUCAGAGUGUGGAACGCUGCAACAGAGAUCUGCACCAAUGACAUCCCUGCCCGCUCCGGUUCCUGCAUAACCUCCCUAACGUCGGACCAAGUCGCUGGCAAUGUUUUCUGCGCCGGCUACGGCGACGGCGCUAUCCGCAUCUUCGAUACCCGCCAAAAGCCUGCUCUAGCCAUGGUCCGAUGUUGGCGAAAGCACAAGCAGUGGAUCACCAACGUGCAUAUGCAACGUGGUGGUUUUAGGGAGCUGAUCAGCGGAUCGAGGAAUGGAGAGGUGAAGCUGUGGGAUAUUCGGAAGGAUGACCCGAUUAGCGAGAUUACGGCCACAAGUGACACAAUGAGGACGUUGAGUGUCCAUGAGCAUGCACCGGUUUUUGCUACUGGCUCAGACACCCACGCACUCACCCUCUUCAACGUCAACGGCGCAAGCAUCAAUACCAUCCAACCAUACACUCCCUUCCUCACAUCGGCAAAGACCAGCCCAAUCGCUUGUACAUCGUUCCACCCCCACCGUAUGAUGCUCGCGGUGGGUAGUCUUGGACACGGACACGUCAACAUAUACACUUGCGUUGGGAAGGCCGCUGGACAUGAUCGACCUUGA